Messenger RNA from Aspergillus niger, 528 nucleotides. RefSeq lists its product as hypothetical. NCBI's taxonomy places the organism in Eukaryota, Fungi, Ascomycota, Eurotiomycetes, Eurotiales, Aspergillaceae. The coding region runs from base 1 to 528 and encodes 175 amino acids. The transcript is spliced from 4 exons. The record is from RefSeq and is a predicted model, not a curated record.
AUGGGGAUCCGACGUGCCGUCCACGAGGCACGCACUCAAGAUGAUGCAAGCAACAAUUUGCUGCUGUGGGACAAGACCAACAUCGAGCCGCUUCAUGAGCAAGUUUGUUUCGGGGCCGGGAUCUUGAAACACUGGCGAGCUCGGGGGUUUUGUCCAAGACAGAAAUUGAUCGAUGCUCCCAAAAAUGAGGCCGAACCGUUGAAGCCAAGGAACGGACCCAUCCUUGGUCUUGGGGGAAAACCAAAAUCACCAGCAAGUCCCUGCCCAUGUUGGCGCAACAGCCAACCUGGAGAGCCAUGGGUGGAAAGUCGUCUGUCGGAACGGCCGUGGAUUAUGCAGGCGCCAAUCGGAGCGAAUAAUUGUAACCGUGUUCCUGAUCAGCGUUUCAAGCAUCCAGGGCACUUGAUCAGUGCCCGAGGGACUUUGUGGCCUGUUGCGUCAGCCCUGACCCUGUCCUUGAAGAGUUCACGGUCUAUUGGCAUUUGUAUUGAGAGUCCUUGUGGCAGAUGCCAAAGAGUGUUGGGAUGA